ACGGGGAGCUAUUUUAGUGUUGCAGAAGAAUGAUUUCACACCGAACGUGAAGUGUCAAAUGGCCUCACAGGGAGAGAUACAAAGUAGUCUUGUGUGUGGUUGUAAAGGCAUAAGGUCAUGUCUGAUCUGUGAGAAAUUAAAUACUGAAAUUAAUUUUACUGGUAAAGAAACUCCAAAGCUGUCACAAGAUUUUGAAUACAACCUGUCAUCAAGAAGAGCGGUCAGAUAUGUUGAUGGGGUUGAAGAAUCUUUUCCUUUCCCUGGAGUGUUGUUAUGGGAAAACUUUGUUACUGAGGAAGAGGAGAAUGAACUGGUGACUAAAAUGGAUGAACACGUUUGGAGAGAGUCACAGUCAGGACGAAGGAAACAGGAUUUUGGUCCCAAAGUGAACUUCAAGAAGAGGCGUGUGCGCAUUGGAGGCUUUUGCGGCCUCCCCUCGAUAAGUGAAAAGCUGGUCUCCAGGAUGAAUGAAGAACCGCAACUCAGUGGAUUUAAGCCAGUAGAACAGUGCAAUUUGGAUUACAAUCCCCAGAGAGGGUCUGCCAUAGAUCCUCAUCUUGAUGACAGCUGGCUAUGGGGAGAGCGGCUAGUGACCAUCAACUUGCUCUCGGACACUAUUCUCACAAUGAGCCUGGAUGAAGGAUGCGGACAGUUUGAUCAAGGGGAAGUCAGGGUUAACGUCCAUCUCUGUCGUAGGUCUUUGGUGGUGCUCUACGGCGAAGCAAGACACAGGUGGAAGCAUGCCAUCCACAGAAAGGACAUUCACAGCCGUAGAGUGUGCAGCACAUUCAGGGAACUUUCUGCUGAGUUUCUGCCGGGUGGAGAACAGGCAGAAAUGGGCACACAGCUAUUGGACGUUGCAUUAACUUUUCGUGGGGUUCCACUGUGAUGGCUGAUGCUACCACCAUGAAACUCUGGGUCCGAUGUAGUUUAGGGGGUAUUCCAAGAAUAUGGUUAAGUUAAUCUACAGAUAAACCCGGCUAAAUUAACCCACACAAAAUUGGUAAACCUGCUAAUAUAUUGUCUGUCUGCAUCAUUUGCAGUGGUUCAGGCUAUAUUGGCUGGCUUGCUACUGGCUUAUCUUGUUGGGACCUUUCCAAGCCUAUUAUCAUUAGUUGUCCCCAGACUUACUGUUAGACUUACACUUACUGAGUUGUUGGCAGCAGACCAUAUUUUAAAUCACAAGAUUUUUUUUAUUCUGAAGGCCUUUCAGUCUUGAUUGUUUGCACAUUUCACUUGCAAUUAUUUUAUAAUAAAAUGGUAAUCUGAAA
Messenger RNA from Engraulis encrasicolus (European anchovy), 1271 nucleotides. It is a transcript of the gene alkbh4, whose product is annotated as alkB homolog 4, lysine demthylase. Gene Ontology annotation, molecular function: actin binding; demethylase activity; oxidoreductase activity. Gene Ontology annotation, biological process: actomyosin structure organization; protein demethylation. The coding region runs from base 59 to 889 and encodes 276 amino acids. The record is from RefSeq and is a predicted model, not a curated record. Gene Ontology annotation, cellular component: contractile ring; midbody. NCBI's taxonomy places the organism in Eukaryota, Metazoa, Chordata, Actinopteri, Clupeiformes, Engraulidae. The transcript has 3 exons.